This is a messenger RNA of Paramecium sonneborni, 705 nucleotides long. Lineage: Eukaryota; Ciliophora; Oligohymenophorea; Peniculida; Parameciidae. The record is from the annotation of a GenBank genome assembly.
AUGUUCAGGUAUGGUUUAGUAGGAAUUAUUGCAACUUAUGGUGUUAUAGCUGCAAUAUUUGGAUAUAUAGGUAUUAAUAUUUUGAUUAAUGUAGGUUAUGAAUUAAAUAAUAUUAUUGAAAUCUCUCCGAAAAUAGACAACGAAGUAUUCACUUGAAUUUAUUAUAGUUAGCUUCUUAAGUUCUUAAUUCAAGCAAAUCUCCAAAUAUUUCAAUUGAUGCGAAGACUGACAUGAAGAGAGCUGCAGCUAAAUAAAUUUUAUAAGACUAUUAAACAAAGAAGAAGGAUCCAAUUGGAGUAUUUGAAUAAAUCGAACAAAAAUAAUCCUUAAUUUAAAGAACCAGAUAUUUGAUUAAUUUAUUUAUUAUGAGUUAUCUAUAUUUUGGUACAUUACCUUCUUCAGUUUGUACUUUUGAGUAAAAAUUUUCAUUAUUUUCUAAUAGAUCAAAUACUAAAUAAAUGGAAAUCAUUCAUCCAAGUUGGCCAUCAAUGUGGCCUAGAAUGCUUACUGAUGGCAAGUCUAUAGUAAUUAUAUCCUAUUUUAAUUUAGGAUUUUGGACAUACACCUAUGCAUUAAGAUAGCUCAACACAUUAUACAUAGUAUUUACAUAUAAUUAUACUGUUAGUAUGCGACCAUUAACAAAGAAAAUUAAGCAUUAUUUAUGGGAAUGUGAAGAGGAAAAAUUUUUUAUAAGGCUUGUUUAAU